GGUGGGACGCAGCCUGCGUGCAGGGCGCCAGCAGACAUAGCCGGGCUGCUGGGAGGGCGCCAGGAGAAGCUGCUUUCUCUCCACUUUACGACAACGUCUUAUCGUAGUGCCGGUGUUUCAGGCUUUCAGCAUGUCGCACCCCAAUGGCAAGGGUCCGGCGGACUCAUCCAAUGCCGCCAAACAAGGUCACAACACGAAGACGUUUGACUCGCCGUUCAAGGUUGAUCCUGCAAUCGACGGCAAGAGAGAUGACCCUGUGUGGCAUUUCAUCGCACGAGGUCGUUAUUUGGAUGGGUCCACUGCGGCUGGUAGAAAGAGUGGUCGUCGCUUCCUGUGCAGGUUGUGCGGGCGUUCGAUUUGCGGGGGCGCUAAGGCAGCCAAGGAACACUUAUCGAAGAGCGAGAAGUUCAGAUGUGAGGCGGCCACUGCUGCAGUGUGGCAUGCAAUUUGGUCGAAGGACAUGGCGAAAUGUCCUAAGGACUUCAUAUCGGCUAUCGAGGCAUUGCAGAUCUUACCUCACGGUCAUCCGAAGUUCCAGUGGCCACCGUUGCGAUUCCCCGAGGACUCGGUGUCGGCCCCUGUUUCCACCACCGCCCCCUCGGGGGCGGUGCCUUCGACAGGUCCAGCCAUUCGGGUAACAGUACCGCGACGCACACCGCCACGUCCACCAGCUCCAACGUCAGCACCGCUAACUGGGACACAGGGUGUAGGCGCUUUGCAUGUUGGUCGGUCUGCGCCGGCCAAUGAGCCCCCUUCCGUGCGGGGGGGUACGGAGUGUGCGGCGUUUGACGAACACGGCACACGUGCUUUUGUUGAGAGCCGCACGUGGGGGAGGGAUGUUGGCACUUCGGUCGGAAAUGCCCCUGUGUUUACCAGUGCCAGACGCUCACCUGCUGCACGGGCCAGUACUGUUGCGGCCCCUGCUGCAGCUGCUCGCAGUUCGUCAGACCACCCUUGGUUGCCGCCUCCGCCGUCGAAAGUGGCGCAGGGUGCGGUCGCCGACCAUGUUGCUACGACGGACAGACCGGAUUCUCCACGCGUACAUGCAGAUGCUCGACAGGCUGCUUCCCUUUCUCUAGUUGGGGAACAGGUAGUGCACGGGGCGGGUGCUGCUAAGGUCCCCAUUCCGGUGUCUGAUUCGUCAUCGACCCCGCGUCCGGCGACGACAGGUGCUACUGUAGCUGCUCCUCCUAUACUUACCGGUACGUUGGAUCCUUUGUAUCGCAUGCGCGCCAUUGCAGUGGCCCAGAGCGCGGCACCUGCGAGUCCCGGUGGGUUGUUGGAUGUCGGGAUCCUUGGCGGCCGAGCCACGACGGGACGUGGCCGGGGCACCUAUCGACAACAGGCCGCCACGUCGUAUUACUCGGACCCUUUGGAGCACGCGUGGCAUUUGCAGAUUAUGCGCUUCAUCGUCAAGAGUGGGAUGGCGUUCAACUGCGUGAAGCUUGAAAGCUUCAAACGCAUGUUCACGAUGAUCAUCCCCCCAGGGGUUCCAGGGGCUCCUAUGCCCAAACUGCCCACGUACCACCUGGUGCGCACGACCCUAUUGGACGAGCUGGAUGCAGAGGUCCAAAAAGUAGGGCCCACUCGCGGUGGGACGUCCACCACCCCCUACACGAAGGAGGAGGAGGAGAAGAUGGCCGCCCUUCUACAGGAGAAGAAGGAGAAGAAGGAGGCCAAGAAGAGGGCCUUGAAGGAGGAGCAGGCGGCCAAACUGAAGAAGAUGGAAGAAGAAAUGGCCAUAGAGAAAGUGAGGUUGAAAAAGGAAGAAGAAGAGAAGCUGAAGGAGGUGGAUGAAGAAGAGGAAGGACCGCCACUGCAAAGGAGUAGUGGGCAGCCCAGUAAUAAUACCGGUGGAAACCUGGAGAAGAGGAUCUCUGAAUGGGUUGCCAACCUGACUGUGGGAGAAGAGGAAGAGGUUAGUAUGUACAUCCCGCAGGAUCAGCAAGAAGCCGCCAUGAAGGCUUGGGAGGCAGAGAAAGACCCUCUGAAACGUCAAGCGUUGGAAGACGAGAAGAAGAUGGAAUGGAAAUUAGCGGUGAUGAGGGAGAAGAAGAGGAGAAUUGACAAGGCAGCGGAGGCAGCAGAGGCCUUGGAAGAGGUGAAGAACAUAGAGACACAAUUAGUCGCCCAGCCCGAUCUCCCGAAUCAGAUGCGAGUCAUAGCGCGGAGCGUCGCAUGCCUGGCACGGGUUCAGGCAGACCAAUAUGAUUUUAGCAGAAGUCAGGGCAUAGCUGUGCGCUCGAUACGAUUGGGCUUUCGAGACUUUGCUCGUGAGUUGGUAGGCGCCGUUGGAGUCGAGAGAAGUCUGCAUUGGCUCUGCAUAGCUAAGGAGAGCACAGCUUUGGUGCAGCGUAGUCCCUUUGUGACAUUAUACAAGAUGACAUCAUUCGCUGAUCUCCGCCGACAGGGGCCUGUGUUUAUUCUUACGCUGAAAGGCACUGAUGAGCACAGGCUGAACCCCGAGACGAUGCAGCUUAUCAAUAAUGCGCUGGAUGAAGUCGAGAAUUCGCGGGAUGCGGCAGCGCUGGUGACCACCAACGAGGGGAAAUUUUAUUCCAACGGUCUAGAUUUGAAAUGGCUGCAGGCCAACCGGGGCCGCAAGAAAGAGUUGUUCGACAGCUUUCAUGCCUUGCUUCGCCGAUUUCUUUGUUUCUCGAUUCCUACCGUGGCAGCAAUCUGUGGGCACGCUGCAGCAGGCGGGUGCAUGAUUGCCCUCGCGCACGAUUACAGAGUGAUGCGCAGAGACAAAGGCUUCAUCUUCAUGAACGAAGUGGAUAUCGGCCUCCCACUGACUCCCGGAAUGAAUGCCGUGGUAAAGUGCAAGGUGCCCACUGGAACCUACAGGAAUAUGAUCUUGGCAGGAAAGCGAGACAAAGGCUUCAUCUUCAUGAACGAAGUGGAUAUCGGCCUCCCACUGACUCCCGGAAUGAAUGCCGUGGUAAAGUGCAAGGUGCCCACUGGAACCUACAGGAAUAUGAUCUUGGCAGGAAAGCGGUACGAUGCCGGAGGAGCAGCAGCAGCCGGCAUUGUUGACGAGGCAGUUGAAGGCGGAGAAGGGCCAACCCUGGCGGAGGCAGUCAGAAGAGCAACCGAGCUGGCCAAACGGAAAUGGGAUCGGUCCAUCUACCAGGUCCUCAAGCUGGAGAUGUACAAGGACACAGUCAGCUGUCUUGACUCGGGCGACUCAGGGUAUGGCAAAACGCACGGCUUCAUUUCAAAAAUGUAGUGAAGCAGUCGAGAGCGAAUAUGCUCUGGCCGCCCAGGAAGGUUGGUUACGGAAACCAGCCGAGGAUGCCGGGUGGGGGUCACUCUCUGGUUCAAAAUGAGGCUGCGAUGCUUGCGAGCCUUGUGAGGUAUGGCCUUCAUGCAGACAUACAACUACCAUCUUCCCCCGAGCACAGCGCACCCUCUUUUGUUUUUGCCUGCAUGGGACUGGAAUGACAGCUUGUAUGCAUUCAUAAUCAAGGUGCAUUGUGUUCGAGGGAAGACAGUGACAGAGAUAGCGCACCGGAUUAGUAGCGUUUCUCUGUUUGAUUUGUCAACGCAUGCGUAUACAGAUGGCGCACCGGGCACAAGGCGUGUUCAUUCAAAACCUUCACCAACUUUUUCGCCGGCUUUUGUAAAGAUUAUAUACCUAUUUCUGGAUUUACCAAUUGAUGGAUUGGUUAGCACGUAAGCAAUUGUUCGGGUUCUUGUUCCAGGUGUCUGCUGAGAUUUCAACGAGUACAAAACCGGGACUGCAUUGAGUGCGAACCACAGUUGCAUGGGCCUUCGAUGAAUCAUAGCUGGGUAACCAGCCCGGAAAUCAUACCUGGAUAUGGUGGCCCGUGGAUAAACCGAAGGAUAAGCAGUUGUGCUGGAUGAGAGCGGACUGUGCGACCACUGCCUGUGUGGCAAAUGCCUUGUGCGGUGUUGUGUGUGCGCGUGUGUGUGUGUGUGUGUGUGUGUGUGUGUGUGUGUGUGUGUGUGUGUGUGAGUUGAAGGACACUACAGCCAUGCAGGGGUGGAGUGGAUCACGAACCGGCAUGUAUUCACUUUUGUACACUGUGCCAUGACUGUGGUGGUUAAGAGGCUCGGCUCUUGAGGCUGAGGGCGCCGGUUCGAAUCCAUGUGUGUACACAGAGGAGGUCCUGUGGCUGAUAAAGUACAGAGUACUACAGACUGCUGAUGGCAGUGGGAGCUGUUCCCCUGAGGCGGCUUUUUGGCCCGAUCUGGUCUGCAUUUGCAUUUUGCAUGUGGUGCCCAGGUGGCGCAGUCUCGUGUGGGAUUUCCCCAUGCUGGUCAGUUGGCCCCAUCUGUUCUGCAUUUGCCAAUUUUGCCCCCUGUUGUGGCCAGUUGCUCCAUACGGUCUGUAUCUUUGCCUAUAUAAUUGAAUGUUUCAUUGUUUCCUUCUUUUUUUUUUUUUUUUUUGAAAUUUGGACUAUUUGUCGAUUUAUGCGUGUCAUCCUUGCUCAGGGGCCAUUUGCUGAUGUACCCCUCUCUGUAUCGCUCCAAUUUUAACGGAUGUACCGAAGGAGGAAUUGAAUGUUUCCUUAGAAUCCUUACCAACAGAAGGCAAAACAAAAAAAGGCAACUUUUGCUGGAGAGGGUCUAAUUUGCAGGAUUCUGGAACCGGGCUUACUUUUCCAAGAUGCUGUUGUGGUAGACCCUUAUUUAUUAUUAUUGUAUUUUUUAACAAAUUGAUAUAGUUCAU
Messenger RNA from Chara braunii, 4696 nucleotides. NCBI's taxonomy places the organism in Eukaryota, Viridiplantae, Streptophyta, Charophyceae, Charales, Characeae. The record is from the annotation of a GenBank genome assembly.